AUGAUUAAACUAUUGAUUAAUGGUUUUGUAGCAAUGCUAGUUCUCUACAAUGUUCUUCAGGCAUUCAGGGCAUGCAGGGAAGACAAGAGGGUCUAUAGGAGAUACAACAAGUAUUUCAUGGUUAUUGCAGUGUUUCUUGUUCUAGACAAUUUGUUUUCAUUUGUACUUGACUUUGUGCCGUUCUACCAGCUGUUUAAGCUUAUAUUGGUUGCAUGGAUAUCUAUACCUGCAUGCACAGGUGCUGUAUUUGUUUACAAGUUUUACAUUCGUGGGUUCAUGGACAAGUAUCAGAAUGUUCUUGAGGAGAUGGUUGAGAAAGCAAGGUCUGCUGUGUUCAGAUACUUUAAUGAGUGCUAUGCGAAGGCUCAGAAGACCUAUCGAGACCGCAAGGUUAGCGAGGUAGAAGAGGAGGCACUUGGAAUAAAGAACGAAGGCGAUGCCUCCAGGGCAUCUCCAGAUGACUCUAACAUCGAGGAUGUCUCUGAUUCAGGGUUUUCAACUAUCGAUUCAACGAUUGUAAACGAAGAAAAGCAAAACUCUAGCAUUGAUGUUAGGAUGCCGGGAAAGCCUGUUGAUGAUGCUCAGUAG
Encephalitozoon hellem ATCC 50504 is the source of this 588-nucleotide messenger RNA. RefSeq lists its product as uncharacterized. NCBI's taxonomy places the organism in Eukaryota, Fungi, Microsporidia, Unikaryonidae. The record is from RefSeq and is a predicted model, not a curated record. Bases 1 to 588 code for a protein of 195 amino acids. The transcript has a single exon.